Carassius auratus (goldfish) is the source of this 1794-nucleotide messenger RNA. RefSeq names its product glypican-5-like. Gene Ontology annotation, cellular component: plasma membrane; cell surface; extracellular region. Gene Ontology annotation, biological process: regulation of protein localization to membrane; cell migration; positive regulation of canonical Wnt signaling pathway. The coding region runs from base 229 to 1779 and encodes 516 amino acids. The transcript has 7 exons. The record is from RefSeq and is a predicted model, not a curated record. NCBI's taxonomy places the organism in Eukaryota, Metazoa, Chordata, Actinopteri, Cypriniformes, Cyprinidae.
AGAGAGAUUUCUGAAUGAUUCCACAUGCUGAAUGAAGUCAGUGACACUCUCAGUGAACGGGACGCAGCGACGUUUUUCCCUUCUCGGUUUGGGAAGGAAGGUCUCACUACAGCCGGUGCAGCAUGUGAAAGUCCAACACAGGCGACUUUUUUGUUUUUACACAUUUUGCAGACAGUCUCUGAUCAUUAAGCAAUUCCACCGCACUGAUUUCUUCACUGAAAUGCCGUCAUGCCCCGCGUGAAUGUCAGCUGGAUUAUUACGGUGCUCGCGGUGGAGCUCGCGACACUGUCCGCCGCGCACGCUCACAGCUGUCACGAGGUGAAAACGGCGUUUCAGGUGCGUCAGAUCGGCCAGCUGAAAUGGGUCCCGGAAACACCUGCUACAGAUGUGGACCUGUCGAUAUGCAAGCAUGCUGGGCCAUCAUGUUGUACGCGAAGAAUGGAAGAAAGCUACAGAGCAGCAGUCCUGAGAGACACCUCCCAGAACAUCAGAUCAUACAGCUUUGAGCUGAAAUAUCUUAUUUCUGCACAUGUCGCCGCCUUUCAGGAUACGUUCCAGUCUCUAAUCACCUUCUCUCAGAAUCACCUGACCUCUUUGUUCGAGACCACAUACUCUUCUCUCAUGUCGUCCAUCUCCCCUCACAUCGUCUGCCUCUUCACAGAUCUUUCUCGUUUCCUCCAAGGCACUGGCAAUGUCUCCGUUGAAACCGCCGUCCACUGUUUUUUCGACAGUCUCUUUCCAUUAGUCCACACUCGUAUUGUCAAUCCUGGCAUGGCUGGUAGCAUCGGCGAGGACUCUUCUGAUGCAAACCAGCUUGGCGACUGUCUCCGCAUGACGAGGCAAGACGUUAACCCCUUUGGGCCGCACCCAAAGGUGAUGGCAGAUACGCUUGCAAGUGCAUUGCGAGCUGGCCGGGUGCUCAGCCUGGCGCUUGGCGUUGGGUUGGAUGUGAUGAACAUUACAGAGACGGCGGAGUUGUCCAAGGAAUGCACUAGGGCUCUGGUGCGCAUGCAUUACUGCUCUCAUUGCCGUGGACUCACCCUGAUCCGGGCGUGCAGCGGCUACUGCCUCAACGUCAUGCGUGGGUGCCUGGCCAGCCUCUCAGAACUCCACAACCCCUGGAGACAGUACGUUGCUGUGCUGCAGGAUCUCACGCACAUCGUCGCCGGAGCACACAACCUGGAGCUCGCCUUGCUGGGGAUCAGAGGUCAGGUUGAGGAGGCCAUUCUCUACGCUCAGCUUCACGGGCCCAGGCUAACUGCUACGGUGGAUAAGGUAUGCGGUCACUCUUCAAAUGCUUCUUCAACCACAGUCAGGACGUUUCCUCCGACUUCAGUCACCCCUCCACCUGUCAACAGCUCACAGGAUGUUCCAGGAGCCGAUAAGAUCGGCAUGUUGACUCGCCUUCACAGUUCACUCCCUCUGAAAACCUCCAAGAGCGAUAGAGGUAGAACUCUGAAAAAGGUUGCACGGGAGUUUACGGGGUAUAUCUCCCGGUAUAAGUCUUUCUUCUCCAUACUUCCGGAGGCUCUGUGCGAGGGAGAGAUGGGCGUCGAUGAGCUCAUGUGUUGGAGCGGAGAUGAUGUAGUCAAAAGUUAUACUUCAAGAGUGGUGGGCAAUGGAGUUCGUGCUCAAAGACAGAACCCAGAAGUAAGAGUCAGAGGUGCUGACCCCGUGCUUAUGGAUAUCAAAAACAAACUCGAGCUCUUCAACAUGGUAAGGAAUAUCAUGAUUUGGGGAAACUACAUCUAUUACAUCUUAAAGGGAAAGCUCACCUAAAAAUAAACAUUCUCU